AUGUCUUCUCAAUAUACAGCACGUUUAAAGGUUCUCCAAUUACCAGACGAACCGUUCGAUGAAAAUAGAUUGCCUCUUCAAAUUGGUUCAAACGUAUCAGUUGAACACUACAACGAUUUCCUUAACCGUUGCGAGUCAUCUGGAUACAAGUUCCAAUUAAGAGAUAACGGCGACGUAUUCAUUAUUGAUAUGGCUUACAGAGAACAUGAGUUUAUUGUUUCUCUACUACAAGAUUAUUUCAAAAUUCCCAACGGUGGUGUUAUCUUGAAUCCUCCAAUAGAUGUUGUAGGUCAACCAUUUCACUAUUGUCCAUCUGGAAAUGGAGAAAAAAUUGCACCAGACAUUGCUGUGUAUCCGAGUAUGGAUUAUAUUCCGAAACCCACUCUUCCGUAUCCCGGACCUCCUCCUAGUGAUAUAAAUGCUAAGCUCUGGCGCCAAGAAGUGAGAGGAUUCCGAGUGUGGGAUUUUGGGACUCUUCAGACAGGAUCUCAAGUUGCAAGUGAGUGCAAUGCACCAAACCUUCCUGCCUACCAAGUUAAUAUUCCAGUUUCAGAUGUAUUCUGGAACCCACCGAUCAUUGCGGGAGUUCCGGUUGUGGCUGGAUAUGCUGAGAUAGUUCCUAAUACGAUAAAUGGAAAUAAUUUCAAUAUUGAUCUAUACCAAAUUCAGCAGUUAUCACUGAAAGUGCAGGAUAACAAUUAG
Molecule: messenger RNA, 702 nt
Organism: Acaulospora colombiana
Lineage: Eukaryota; Fungi; Glomeromycota; Glomeromycetes; Diversisporales; Acaulosporaceae
Source: the annotation of a GenBank genome assembly